Oryzias latipes (Japanese medaka) is the source of this 815-nucleotide messenger RNA. RefSeq names its product vitamin K epoxide reductase complex, subunit 1L1 (gene vkorc1l1). Gene Ontology annotation, biological process: peptidyl-glutamic acid carboxylation; vitamin K metabolic process. The record is from RefSeq and is a predicted model, not a curated record. Lineage: Eukaryota; Metazoa; Chordata; Actinopteri; Beloniformes; Adrianichthyidae. Gene Ontology annotation, molecular function: vitamin-K-epoxide reductase (warfarin-sensitive) activity.
GUACAAGUUUCAGGAAUAAUUUUGGUCUUGAAAUUAGGAGGCCACGCCCCUAACUAUGUGGCACGCGCUGACGCCGAUCCACGUCGCAAUUGUCUCGGGCGAGUGCGCUGCGUUUGGUUUGUAUGCGUGUCUCCAGCUAGGCCAGAGAGCGAUGGCGGCGCCCGUCCUGAGAGUAUCCACCCCUCGGUGGGAGAGAAUAGCACGGCUCCUGGUCUGCCUGUUGGGCAUCCUGCUGUCUCUAUACGCUUUUCACGUGGAGCGGGAGAAGGCCCGGGAUCCGAACUACAAGGCGGUGUGCGAUGUGAGCAGCUCCAUCAGCUGUUCGAAAGUCUUCACUUCAAGGUGGGGUCGAGGAUUUGGACUCCUGGGCUCAAUUUUUGGAAACGACAGUGCACUGAACCAACCAAACAGUGUCUACGGAAUCGUCUUUUAUGCAUUUCAACUUCUACUAGGAAUGACUGUCAGUGCAAUGGCCGCCCUUUUUCUCAUGACGACAUCCAUCUUGUCGGUGGUUGGUUCGCUCUACCUGGGCUACAUCCUCUACUUUGUCCUAAAGGACUUCUGCGUCAUCUGCAUCACCACAUAUGUGCUGAACUUCAUUCUCUUUACUCUCAACUAUAAGCGACUGGUUUACUUGAACGAGGCCUGGAAGCAGCAGCUCCAAGCCAAGCAGGACUGAGCUGCAGAGACCGGGCAGGAAAAAAACAAUACAACAACAACAACAAAAAAGAAAUGUGACCUCUGAACAUCUGACUUGCCACCAGAAGACCUUGCUUCCAAACAUGUUUAUUCUGCUGUGUGUAAAAAAAAAAAAA